AUUUCAGUAUACUGCUUGGAUGCUAAAUGUAGAUUUGAUGAUAAUGCUGAGUUUCGGCAGAAGAAGUUAUUUGAUCUUAGAGAUUGGACACAAGAAGAUCAGCGUGAAAGGGAAGCUCAUAAACAAAGCUUAAAUUAUAUUGCUUUGGAUGGUGAUAUUGGAUGCCUAGUUAAUGGUGCUGGACUUGCAAUGGCUACUAUGGAUAUAAUCAAACUACAUGGUGGAAGCCCAGCAAAUUUCUUAGAUGUCGGAGGCGGUGCUACAUCACGCCAGGUUACUGAGGCCUUCAAACUCAUUACAUCAGAUCCAAAGGUUCAGGCAAUUUUAGUUAAUAUUUUUGGUGGUAUUAUGAGAUGUGAUAUAAUUGCUGAGGGUAUAAUUGCAGCUGCUGAGAUGUUAAAUUUAAAGAUUCCUAUUGUUUGCAGAUUGCAAGGCACCCAAGUAGAUGAUGCCAAAGCCUUAAUUGCUGCCAGCAAGUUAAGGAUUUUAGCAUGUGAAAAUCUAGAUGAAGCAGCAAAAAUGGUGGUGAAAUUAUCAACAAUAGUUGGUUUAGCUCGUUCUGCAUCAGUGGAUGUUAAGUUUGAACUUCCCUUAUAGUCUCAUCCUGUACUUUUGUAUAUAUGAUUUAUAAAAACUGGAAAGUGAUAAAAAUGAAAGCUUUAUAAUGUACGAUAAACAGAUGCUUUAUUAUGUAAAACAAGAUAAUAGCUUUAAUGUGCUUCUAGGGGCAUUAAAACUUAUUUAUUCUAAUUUAUUCUGUAACAGAAAUGUAUAAUGAACAAAAAGUCCUUUUCAUUGUAGCCAUAAAUUCUACAUUUUCUUUGGCUUGUUUAUAUACCAGAGGUUCCACUUUAUUAUAAAUAUCUUGUACAUUGUUAAAAAUUUGGUUUUGUAUUGACAUUAAACAUUUCAUGUAAUAAUAAGUUA
Stegodyphus dumicola is the source of this 927-nucleotide messenger RNA. RefSeq names its product Succinyl-coenzyme A synthetase beta subunit, ADP-forming (gene ScsbetaA). Gene Ontology annotation, biological process: succinyl-CoA metabolic process; tricarboxylic acid cycle. Gene Ontology annotation, molecular function: metal ion binding; succinate-CoA ligase (ADP-forming) activity; ATP binding. NCBI's taxonomy places the organism in Eukaryota, Metazoa, Arthropoda, Arachnida, Araneae, Eresidae. Gene Ontology annotation, cellular component: succinate-CoA ligase complex; mitochondrion. The record is from RefSeq and is a predicted model, not a curated record.